AUCUUAGAUGAUGUGUGGAAUGAGGAUCCAUUGAAGUGGGAAGCCUUAAGGGGUUGUUUGUUAGAAAUAAAUAAAAAGAAGGUGAGUAGAAUGGUUGUGACAACUCGAAGUGAAAAUGUAGCAUCUACAAUGGGAGCACUUGGAGAACACAUGUAUCAUCUUGAAGGACUAGAAGAUGAAGAGUGUUGGUCUAUAAUAAAGCAGAGAGCAUUUGGAGGUUCUUCAGUGCCUAAUCUGGAGUUGGAAGCGAUUGGAAGGCAGAUCGCUAAAAAAUGUAAAGGUGUGCCCUUAGUUGCCAAUGUUGUUGGGGCUAGUUUGAGUAAUCGAAGGGAUAGAGGCGAAUGGAUGUCAGUUAACAAUAGUUUUGAUGCAAGGAGUUCACUGGAAGAUGAUAGGAGGGCAUGGACUGUUCGAGUUUUACAGCUGAGUUUUGAUCGGUUACCUAACACAACAUUGAAGCAAUGUUUUGCCUUUUGUUCCAUUUUCCCCAAGGAUUGGGAAAUUGAAAAGGAGAUGUUAAUUCAACUUUGGAUGGCUGAAGGCUUUCUUCAACCAUCACAAGGAAGUUCAAUGGAGGAUAUUGGUGACAAGUAUUUUAAUGACUUGUUAUCAUAUUCUUUGUUUCUAGAGGAAGAAAGAGAUUCAACUGGUAAGAUUAAGUCAUGCAAAAUGCAUGAUUUAAUUCAUGAUCUUGCCACUUCCAAUUCAAAAUCAGAAACACUUAUUUUUAAAGCUGGUUCAGAGAGCAAUAUUGCUCAUGUUCGGCAUUUGAAUCUCGUUAAUGCUGAGGAGAUGGUGCCAGCAAAUUUUGUGGAGGUGGCUGGAAAACUACAUUCCUUAUUUCUUAAAGGUGAUAUUUUGGGCAAGAUGCCAGAUAGCUUCAAAAGGUUACGCAUUCUUAGCUGUGAAAAAGGUAGCCUUUGGAGAAUUAAUAUUGAGCAGUUGCCAACUUGGAUCGGCAAGAUGAAGCAUUUGAGGUAUCUAGACAUUUCAUACACUGACAUUAAAGAACUACCCCAGUUUAUCAUGGAGUUGUAUAGUUUGCAGACACUGAGUUAUUUGUUGUCGGUCUACAAGAGGGAAGUCGAAUUGAGGAAUUGGGAUGCUUGAGCCAACUUAGAGGUG
This is a messenger RNA of Rubroshorea leprosula, 1125 nucleotides long. The record is from the annotation of a GenBank genome assembly. Lineage: Eukaryota; Viridiplantae; Streptophyta; Magnoliopsida; Malvales; Dipterocarpaceae.